AUGUCUUCACAACCGCAACCACAACCACCCCCAACGCUCACAUCCCUCCUCACCCACCUCCUUCCACACACCACCCUCCUCCACGCGCCCUCCCCUUCCUCCCCCUCUGCCCAUCUAACCUCCACAAUAUCCUCCCUCCAACUCCACCCCACCCUCGAAGCCGCCCUCCACCUCGCCAACGCCGACCUCCCCUCCGCCCACUUCCUCGUCCGGCACAUGCAGGCGGCGCCAGCCGUCGAAGGCAUGCUCCUGCACGCCAUCUUGCACCGCUGCGAGGGGGACUUCGCGAACGCGAGGGCGUGGCUGGGGGAUGUGGGGGACGUUUGUGCGGGGUGGGUUGCCAAGAAGAAGGGGGUGGAGCGGUUGGGAGAGGAUAUGAUGGGACGGGUUAAGUUAGAGGGGGAGGAGAGGGGGUUGUUGGGAUUUGUUUAUGGGGAGGGGAGUGAGGAUGGAGGGGAGAGGUUGGUUGAUGAUGUUGAGGGGUUUAGGGAGAGGUGUAAGGGGAGGAAGGGAAGGGAGGGGGAAAAGGAGGAGGAUGAGAUUGAGGGGAGGAUUAGGAGGGAGUUGGAGAUGGUGGUGGAGUGGUGUAGGGGGAAGUUUGGGGACGGGAGGUGGGUGGAUGCGUCGAGUGCUUGGGUGAGACAUGGGGAUGAGGUCAGACAGGUGGCCGAGGACAUGGUGUCGGGGAACAAGGGGUUCAGGAAGUUCUAGAGGGAACGAUUGAGACAGGACGAGGAUGAAACGUCGUAAGGAUAAGCUGUCCAUUUGCAUCUUGGAAGUGAUCAUACAGCAGCUAGUAAAGUCACAUACAUUAAUCGCCACCAAAACCGAUCAGCCACUAGAGAAAGAAGGAGAGAUUGAUAGUGGGAGGGGAAGAAAAAAGGCACACCCGCACGAAUGCAAAGAAAAAAUUGAAGCAGGUAUGGCAGAAACAAAAGAUCCCCUUCCAGCCAGCCAGCCAGUCAAACCCAUCGCCAAUCUGCAGAAACAAGCAGAGAGCAUUGUAGUACACGCAAUAAAGAGACUUGAAAGGACAGACCCCGGCAUGUUUCUCCGAUGGUGUAACUUCGUUCGACGUCAACAUUCGCA
Messenger RNA from Aaosphaeria arxii CBS 175.79, 1089 nucleotides. RefSeq lists its product as uncharacterized. The transcript has a single exon. Bases 1 to 711 code for a protein of 236 amino acids. The record is from RefSeq and is a predicted model, not a curated record. Lineage: Eukaryota; Fungi; Ascomycota; Dothideomycetes; Pleosporales.